Cololabis saira (Pacific saury) is the source of this 8003-nucleotide messenger RNA. It is a transcript of the gene ntng2b, whose product is annotated as netrin g2b. Lineage: Eukaryota; Metazoa; Chordata; Actinopteri; Beloniformes; Belonidae. The record is from RefSeq and is a predicted model, not a curated record. Bases 840 to 6461 code for a protein of 1873 amino acids. The transcript is spliced from 16 exons.
AGGAGGAGGAGAGGGGGAAGAAGGGCGGGCACAAGCCUUUCCUCAAACUCAAUAUUUUAUACUUUUGAUACUCCUCAACGCUGGAUUUCAUCCCUCUUUUUCUCGGCCGCUUCCAGAUCUAGGACACGGAUCUACCGUGUGCAGCCAUCUAUAGUGUGAUAGAAAAAAAAAAGUAUCCGACGGACAGCCGGCUGAUGAGGAGAGUACAGAGAGGACCGCGGAGGGGGACAAGUCGCCUGUAGUGGACGGUCGGAUGGGGAUUUAUUAUUUGUCAAAAACACGGAGACCUGCACGAAUCUCCGCACAAAGUGCAGCCCGGCCUGACCGAUGCGAAUGAGAAGACAUUUUGAAGAAUUGCGCUGAUCUGAAACCUCCGAUGGAUCUACCUGAAGACGCAGCAACUUUCCGCUCACCCUCCCUGGCCAGCUCUGCUCCCCUGCAGGACUCCGCUCUCUGAGACAUGGACUCACAUGAACACAGUCCACCCAACUCCCAGCAACACCAUGAUAAAAGUGCAUGCCGAGAUCAAUCCCUGUAACAGUGUCAGCCUCUCCAACGGCCGCCCAUCUUCUUCAAGAAAUCAGCUGUCCAAGAAAGAAAGUGUUCCUCUUCCCUCGGGUCUCCGGGAGCCGUCGCUAUUUGUCUGACAACGCUGACUAAAAGGUGCCGUUACAGUUCAGUCCGGGAAAUUUAUCAAUCAGCUUUCCCUGCACCUGUCCAUUCACAGUCGCAUGCUUUUACAGGGAUGAUCGCAAUUUCCCCGAUGAUUACCAAUCCAUGCGCUUUACCUCUCCUCUGAACUCCGUGGCCCCCUCGCCGUGUGCCGGACCCCUCUCCAUAUGCCCCUGCAGCCUGCCAUGCUCCUCCAGGCCGUGCUCCUGCUGCUGCUGCUGCUGCAUUGCUUGGCCGCCACCCUGGCCCAGUACGAACUGUGCAAGUCCCUUGUGAGCACGGACGAGGGCUCCGUGUGGGAGCAUUACGCGUGCCAGCCCGGUACCGCGCCCAUGAAAGACUACAUGCGGAUCAAAGUGGACCCGCCGGGAAUCACGUGUGGAAACCCCCCGGAGAGGUUCUGCACUCUGGAGAACCCAUAUCUGUGUAGUGACGAGUGCGAUGCCUCCAACCCAGACUUGGCCCACCCUCCUCAGCUGAUGCAGGACCGGGAACGGAAUGGCUUACUCACCUACUGGCAGACGGUCACAUGGAGACGCCACCCGGAGCCCCUGCUGGCCAACAUCUCCAUGUCCUGGAACAAGAGUCUGGAGCUCACAGACGACGUCCACAUCACUUUUGAAUAUGGCCGACCCACAAUCAUGGUGCUCGAUAAGUCCAUGGAUCACGGACGCUCCUGGCAGCCGUACCAGUUCUACGCUGACGACUGCCUGGAAGCUUUCAACAUGCAUCCCAAACGAGUACGCGACCUGUCGGCCGCAAACAUCACCCGGGUCAUUUGCACGGAGGAGUACUCGCGCUGGGUCGGCUCCAAGAACGACAAGAAUGUGAAGUUCGAGGUGCGGGCGCGCUUUGCUGUGUUUGCAGGCCUUCGACUGCAGAACAUGGACAACCUGUACACCCGCAUGGAAAGUAUGAAGGGACUGAGAGACUUCUUCACCUUCACCAACCUGAGGAUGAGGCUGCUCAGGCCCGCGCUGGGCGGCACCUACGUCCAGAGAGACAACCUGCUCAAGUACUUCUACGCCAUAUCCAACGUCGAGGUACCCGCCAGGUGUAAGUGUAACCUCCAUGCCUCCCAGUGCCUGCUGAUUGAUGGGAACCUCCAGUGCCAGUGUGAACACAACACCACGGGCCAGGACUGCCAGCGAUGCAAGAAGGGCUUCAAAGCCAAGUCCUGGAAAGCAGGUUCCUACCUGCCACCACCCACCGGAACCGCCAACACCUGUACGAUUGCUGGUUCCCCCUCCGGUUCUAACAGCAGAGCUCCACCAGCAGAAACCAAAGCCACAGACAGCUCAGCCCUGCAAAAACACCAUGUGUUACCCACCAGCUCUUUGUCUGAGCCUCCACUGACUCCCAUGGGAGAAGCUGACACGCUUCCUGUCAGAGCAGAGGUUCUUCCUUCUUCACCAUCCUCUCCACCGGAGGAGUCUGCUCAUUCAGAAACUAUGCCUGAACACUCACAUCUGCCUAUGCCGGUCCCCGAGGAGUCCACGCAUCAUUCUGUUGUUGAUCAUCAUCAUAAUCACCAUGAACCCCAUGCAAUCACACAUGAGUCCACCCUUCAUCCGCUGAUUCCAGUUCACCAUCAUACAAGCUCAUCUGGAACGGAGGAAAAACACUCAGAGACGAGGCCUAGUGAGAGAGGAGUUUUCCACAAGUCUGAGGAACAUGGACAUGAGACUCAUGCAAGCAAAGCAACAAUACCAUUUGAACAUGGGCAUGAGACUCAUGCACAUAAAGCAACUGUAUCAUCUGUACAUGGACAAGAGAGUCAUGGGCACGGAGCAACGGUAUCAUCUGAACAAGGACAAGAGAGCCAUGGGCACGGAGCAACAGUACCCUCUGGACAUGGACAUGAGACUCAUGGACACAAAGCAACGGUAUCAUCUGAACAUGGACAAGAGAGUCAUGGGCACGGAGCAACAGUACCCUCUGGACAUGGACAUGAGACUCAUGGGCACAGAGCAGCGGUAUCACCUGAGCAAGGACAAGAGAGCCAUGGGCACGGAGCAACAGUACCCUCUGGACAUGGACAUGAGACUCAUGGGCAAGGAGCAACAGUACCCUCUGGACAUGGCCAUGAGACUCAUGGUCAUAAAGCAACAGUACCCUCUGGACAUGGACAUGAGACUCAUGGGCACGGAGCAACGGUAUCAUCUGAACAUGGAAAAGAGAGUCAUGGGCAAGGAGCAACAGUACCAUCUGUACAUGGACAUGAGACUCAUGGCCAUGUACCAUCUGUACAUGGACAUGAGACCCAUGGGCACGGAGCAACAGUACCAUCUGUACAUGGACAUGAGACUCAUGGUCAUGGAGCAACAGUACCAUCUGGACAUGGACAUGAGACCCAUGGUCAUAAAGCAACAAUACCAUCUGGACAUGAGACUCAUGGGCACGGAGCAACAGUACCAUCUGGACAUGAGACUCAUGGGCACGGAGCAACAGUACCAUCUGGAAGUGAACAUGAGACUCAUGGGGACAGAGCAACAGUACCAUCGGGACAUGAGACUCAUGGACACAAAGCAACAGUACCAUCUGGACAUGGAGAUGAGACGCAUGGGCAAGGAGCAACAGUACCAUCUGGACAUGGACAUGAGACUCAUGGGCAAGGAGCAACAGUACCAUCUGGACAUGGAGAUGAGACGCAUGGGCACGGAGCAACAGUACCAUCUGAACAUGGACAUGAGACCCAUGGUCAUAAAGCAACAGUACCAUCUGGACAUGGACAUGAAACUCAUGAGCAUGGAGCAACAGUACCAUCUGGACAUGGACAUGAGACUCAUGGGCAAGGAGCAACAGUACCAUCUGGACAUGAGACUCAUGGACAUGGAGCAACAGUACCAUCUGGACAUGGACAUGAGACUCAUGGUCAAGGAGCAACAGUACCAUCUGGACAUGGAGAUGAGACUCAUGGUCAUAAAGCAACAGUACCAUCUGGACAUGGACAUGAGACUCAUGGACAUGGAGCAACAGUACCAUCUGGACAUGGACAUGAGACUCAUGGUCAAGGAGCAACAGUACCAUCUGGACAUGGAGAUGAGACUCAUGGUCAUAAAGCAACAGUACCAUCUGGACACGGACAUGAGACUCAUGGGCAAGGAGCAACAGUACCAUCUGGACACGGACAUGAGACUCAUGGACACGGAGCAGCAGUACCAUCUGGACACGGACAUGAGACUCAUGGGCAAGGAGCAACAGUACCAUCUGGACAUGGACAUGAGACCCAUGGACACGGAGCAACAGUACCAUCUGGACAUGGACAUGAGGCUCAUGGGCAAGGAGCAACAGUACCAUCUGGACAUGGACAUGAGGCUCAUGGACACGGAGCAACAGUACCAUCUGGACACGGACAUGAGACUCAUGGGCAAGGAGCAACAGUACCAUCUGGACAUGGACAUGAGACCCAUGGACACGGAGCAACAGUACCAUCUGGACAUGGACAUGAGGCUCAUGGGCAAGGAGCAACAGUACCAUCUGGACAUGGACAUGAGGCUCAUGGACACGGAGCAACAGUACCAUCUGGACAUGGACAUGAGGCUCAUGGGCAAGGAGCAACAGUACCAUCUGGACAUGGACAUGAGACUCAUGGACACGGAGCAACGGUACCAUCUGGACAUGGAGUUGAGACGCAUGGGCACGGAGCAACAGUACCAUCUGGACACGGACAUGAGACUCAUGGGCAAGGAGCAACAGUACCAUCUGGACAUGAGAUUCAUGGGCAUGGUGCAGUACCAUCUGGACAUGGACAUGAGACUCAUGGACACGGAGCAACAGUACCAUCUGGACAUGGACAUGAGACGCAUGGGCACGGAGCAACAGUACCAUCUGGACAUGAGACUCAUGGGCAUGGUGCAGUACCAUCUGGACACGGACAUGAGACUCAUGGUCAAGGAGCAACAGUACCAUCUGGACAUGGACAUGAGACUCAUGGUCAUAAAGCAACAGUACCAUCUGGACAUGGACAUGAGACUCAUGGGCAAGGAGCAACAGUACCAUCUGGGCAUGAGACUCAUGGGCAAGGAGAAACAGUACCAUCUGGACAUGAGACUCAUGGGAAAGGAGCAACAGUACCAUCUGGACAUAAGACUCAUGGGCAAGGAGCAACAGUACCAUCUGGACAUGGACAUGAGGCUCAUAGUCAUAAAGCAACAGUACCAUCUGGACAUGGACAUGAGACUCAUGGGCACGGAGCAACAGUACCAUUUGGACAUGGACAUGAGGCUCAUGGUCAUAAAGCAACAGUACCAUCUGGACAUGGACAUGAGACUCAUGGGCAUGGAGCAACAGUACCAUCUGGACAUGGACAUGAGACUCGUGGACACGGAGCCACAGUACCCUCUGGACAUGGACAUGAGACCCAUGGUCAUAAAGCAACAGUACCAUCUGGACAUGGACAUGAGACUCAUGGGCAUGGAGCAACAGUACCAUCUGGACAUGGACAUGAGACUCAUGGACACGGAGCAACGGUACCAUCUGGACAUGGACAUGAGACUCAUGGUCAUAAAGCAACAGUACCAUCUGGACAUGGACAUGAGACCCAUGGUCAUAAAGCAACAGUACCAUCUGGACAUGGACAUGAGACCCAUGGUCAUAAAGCAACGGUAUCAUCUGGACAUGGACAUGAGACUCAUGGGCACGGAGCAACAGUACCAUCUGGUCAUGGACAGGAGGAGGCUGAGCAGAAAGACAUCCACAAGUCUGAUGAGCAUGGACAUGAGCAUGGGCACAAAGCACCUCCUGGGCACCGUCAAGAGGAACACACACACAGCGGAGCUGAAAAGAAAGCCUUGCACGGUUCUGAGGGACACGGUCGUGAGACUCAUGGACACAAAGCAACAUCAGGACACGGGCAUGAAACAGACGAGGGGGGACAUAUGCACAGAGGUCCUGACAGGACAGUCUCACAUCUGUACGAGGGACACAUGCCCAGCCACAAAGCCACGGCUUCACAUGGACACGGAGAGGAGGCGCCUCCUCACAGAAAACCUGACAGGACAGACCCUCACAAGUCUCACGGACAUGUGCACGAGACCCAUGGCCACAUAUCAACAAUGUCCUCCGGGCAUGGGACAGAAGGGCAUGGCGCAGUGCACCAUGUCACUGAAAACCAUGAGACCCCAGAGUAUGGUCGUUGGGACGACGAGGACGAAAAGAUGGAGAGUGCAAUAGGAAAGACGAAAGGACUUCUGAAGCUUUUGAUCUCAGGAGAGCCCCAGGCGAAAGAGUUGUUUGGGAUCGUAUACUAUGAUUUCAAAGACUGUGAGUGCUAUGGCCACUCCAACCGCUGCAGCUACAUCGACUACCUGAACAUUGUGACGUGCGUCAGCUGCAAACACAAUACCAGAGGCCAGAACUGCCAGCACUGCAGACUCGGAUACUUCCGCAACGCCUCUGCUGAACUGGAUGACGAGAACGUUUGCAUCGAGUGCAACUGCAACCAGAUGGGCUCUGUUCAUGACCGGUGCAACGGUACAGGCUUUUGCCAAUGUAGAGAUGGAGCCACAGGGGCCAAAUGUGAUGACUGCGUGCCAGGAUACUACUGGAAACAAGGCUGUUACCCUAACGUUUGCGACGAGGAGAUGCUGCUGUGUCAGAACGGAGGAACGUGCUACCAGGGCCAGAAGUGCAUCUGUCCUCCGGAGUUCAAGGGGGUACUUUGCCAACAGUCCCGCUGCGAGGCGGGCAAGGACUGCAAUGGCACCUCUUCGCCACACCUCUCGCCGGCCACGCUGCUGCUCUGCACUCUGCUAACCUACAUGCUGGCCACGUUAUCACCCCACUGAGAAAAUCUCCCCCUUCAGACAAAAGGAGUGUGUGCAUCCAAGUGUGUAUGUGAGGCGAAAUGGCGGCCCAGAGUUUGGGAGGGCCCCUUUAAGUCAUGGACCCCGAGAAAUACACACAACCGCACUCUUAUAAGCACACACUCACUCAUGGAACACUACCUAUCCCCAUCCUCCUUCAAACACACACACACACACACUCCUCACAGGACUGUUAGGACACCGAGUGUGUACUCAGGUGUGAGAACGACAACCAGGAAAAGAAAAAAAGGAGCAACCUCAAAGACAAGAGAUGCAGUGAAAGGGGAAAAGAAAAAAUCAUACCAACCACUGUUCCCUUUAUUCUUCAGCUGGAUCAAUGUGCAUCAAACCAAAAAGCAUAAACAUAACACCUAAAUCACCACUGUUUCACUACAAAGGGAAUGGCUGUUGUAAGCACAAGGACUUAUUCUUUUCUUUGGUUUCCUCUUGGUUGAGCCGGGGAGUUUGCCUCUGUCGGACCGACAGCUGACACGUGUAGUCGGACUUUCGUGUGACGGCGAGACGCGUUGACUCGACAGACGGGUCAGGAGGUGCUUGUUUGAUUCCGCUGCUGAGGCCUACAUAGUAUAUUAACCAAGUUUCGUUUUGUUUUCCUGAAAAAUGAGACUUGAUUUUACAUUUAUUCUAUUUCUGCUGCAUAUUGUUUUGUUUUGUUUUGUUUUAUUUUAUUGUACCUUCAGCCAUUGUAUUUAAAUGUGCCCACAAGCAGUCGCUGAGAUUAUAAAUAUUAUAUAAUAUCAAGGGGGUUAUGAAUUCUUAAAAAUAUAACAAUAAUUAGUCACCAUUACGGUUGUUUAUAGGAAUGAGUGAUUGUUGCCACACUUAACGAGAUUUACUCUUCACACUAUUCAGGAAGCAGAGUUUAACAGGUUUCAACGAAUCAGACGUCUACAUGAAAGAGAAAAGAUAUGAACCACUUAUCAAUAUUAUAUGACAUUAUUUGAAUAUUUUUUGUAGAAAUUAUUUUUGUUUGAAGUUACAAUAAAUUAUAAAAAAAAUGACAUAUAGAAUAAUUCCAAAUGUGCAUUUUAUUACACUGAGUGUAAAGCUUACAGUAAAUAUGACUGUUAUUUGACUUCUUGCUUGUACCUUUUUUCAUUUAUGUGUCAAAACAAGAUUUGACUAAAGAGCUGUGAUCUAUUUCAUUCACGUCGGACGUGGCUUUGCUCAUUACAGCAAACAGAUUAUACGGUUUGAGAGUCUGCAUUCUGUCCAAUAGUCAUAAAGAUCAACAAGGAGAUUACACAAACAUUUAAAAAGAAGAAAGAAUGGACAGAGCCCCUGUGAUGUCACCCAUCUUUUUUUUUUUGAGGUCUCGUUUUGACUUUCAUAUCCAGCACCAUGUUGGUAAGAACCAAUGCAGCCGACCCAAGUAAUCAGAAAACAUGAGUGGAAGUGGGCUGAUGUGCAACUUACUUUGGUUACUGGAAAUUAGUUAUUUUAGUUUGUCUGGCUCAUAUGAACCUAGGGCUGUUCGAUUUUGCCCAAAAAUAAAAUUUUCGA